Messenger RNA from Amyelois transitella, 861 nucleotides. Its product is annotated as metallo-beta-lactamase domain-containing protein 1. The record is from RefSeq and is a predicted model, not a curated record. The coding region runs from base 103 to 750 and encodes 215 amino acids. Lineage: Eukaryota; Metazoa; Arthropoda; Insecta; Lepidoptera; Pyralidae. The transcript has 4 exons.
CUCUGUCAAUGUCAAGGAAUGUAUGGGUUGAGGUUAUGUUGUUGUUUUUGAUUUCAAUAUCCAAUAUCCUUUUAUUUUGAUUUGAAGUGAUGUCUUAUUUUCAUGAUGAGUGAAAUUGUAGUAUUAUAUGAAGGAUAUUCAAUUAAUAGUGGCAAAGAUGAGGUGAUUGCAAACUGCAGUUGUACUUUAGUAAAGGGUCCUCAUAAUAUAAUUGUGGAUACUAUGACUUCUUGGGACGCUGAUAAAAUUUUAAAAGCAUUAAAUCAAUGGAACAUUACUUCGGAUGACAUAAAUAUUGUAGUAUCCACCCAUGGCCAUUCAGAUCAUAUAGGAAAUAACAACCUUUUCAUGAAAGCUAAACACAUUGUUGGGUUUAGUAUUUCAUUUAAAGAUAAAUAUUAUUUACAUGCAUUUGACAAAGGUGAAGAAUAUAUCAUUAAUGACAGUGUAAAAGUCAUACCAACUCCUGGCCACACCCUAUCAGAUGUUACAGUUCUUGUACACUCCAAAGAUGGUGAAACAGUUGCUAUUGCUGGAGAUCUUUUUGAAAAAUUGGAAGAUAUUGAGAAUCCAAAUAUAUGGUUGGAAGCAGGCAGUGAUGAUCCAGUUGAACAAAUGAAACAUAGAGCUAAAGUUGCAGAGAUGGCAGACUGGAUUAUACCAGGUCAUGGACCACAAUUUAAGGUGACUAAUAGAAUAAGGGACUUAUUAAAAAAUCAAGUAAAGGAUACACCAUUGAUCAAGAAGUGAUAUAAGUUGUUUUAAAUUUUCUAUUGUUAUAUGUUAGUCAAAGGAAAUAUUAGCAUUUUAUUGCAGGCCACAAUUGUAAAUAAAAGCAAAAUAUUUCAAAAUUUAUUUAAU